GACAUUUUGAGCGUGUGUGUCGAGCGAAGCAACGACAACGUGACUCUAGACCGAGAGAAGUGAAUGUCUUGGGGGAAUUCGAAGACGGCAAAGUUAGCGAGGAUGAUUUAUUGACAUUUUCAGUAGAGUCAAAUAACGAGGGCAGCUCAAAGAAUGACUGGCAUGUCCAGCUUAAGUUUGGAAAAACGGAUUUGAAUUUUAAAUUAGAUACGGGGGCAGAUUGUAAUGUGAUUUCGCAAUCGUCGUUUGAGCAAUUGUCACUAACAAAUACAAGAAUUUUCAAAAAUAAGAGCAAGUUGAAGAUGUUCGAUGGCCGUAAGAUAACUCCGAAAGGAAAAGUCAGCUUAGAGUGCGAGUAUAAAGGCAAAUUUACCGUGUUAGACUUUGUACUAGUUGAACAAGAUCUACCAUCGAUUUUAGGAUUAAAAUCCUGUCUAGAACUCGGGUUGGUAAAGCGAGUUUAUAGCUUGGAAGUGGACCCACCGAAGAUCGAAACAGAAUUCAGUGACGUUUUCGAAGGUCUGGGAGAGAUUAAAGAUGUUCAGUACCAGAUUAAGAUUGAUCCGGUGUCCAUUCCAGUGGUGCAUCCUCCUCGAAGAGUUACUAUGGCCCUCCGAAAGCCACUAGAAGAAGAGUUGCGUCGAAUGGAGAAGUUGGGGGUUAUUGAGAAAAAGAAUGAACCCACCGCUUGGGUACAUAGUUUAGUCAUUGCCAGAAAAGCAAAUAAUAAAAUUCGAGUCUGCAUGGAUCCUAGCGAUUUAAAUAAAGUGGUUAUGCGAGAGCAUUUUCCUAUGCAGACCGUUGAAGAAGUUGUCAGCAGAAUGCCCAAUGCCAAAGUGUUUAGUGUUCUUGAUGCCAACCAUGGUUUCUGGCAGGUGAAAUUGGCCAAUGAAAGCAGUAACUUAGCCACGUUUAAUACUCCAUUUGGAAGGUAUAGUUAUAAACGAUUACCGUUUGGAAUAGCUUCUGCUCCGGAAGUAUUUCAGAGUAUUAUGUCGAAUAUGUUUUCAGAUAUAGAAGGAGUCGAAGUUAUCGUGGACGAUUUGGUGGUCUGGGGAGAAGACGUGACGAAACAUGACGAACGACUUCGUUUGGUCUUAGAACGCUGUCGAGAUAAAAAACCUUAA
Molecule: messenger RNA, 1127 nt
Organism: Paramuricea clavata
Lineage: Eukaryota; Metazoa; Cnidaria; Anthozoa; Malacalcyonacea; Plexauridae
Source: the annotation of a GenBank genome assembly